Cooperia oncophora is the source of this 363-nucleotide messenger RNA. The record is from the annotation of a GenBank genome assembly. NCBI's taxonomy places the organism in Eukaryota, Metazoa, Nematoda, Chromadorea, Rhabditida, Trichostrongylidae.
AUGGAAGAUGCCAUUUUCGAAAUUUCAGUGCUGUGUAAUGCUCCUACUAAUUAUGUUGUGCCGUUUUGCAAAGGGAUUCUUCUGGCCAAAAGUUGCAAAGACCUUGUUAUUAAAUGUGUGACAAGGCUCACAGUUGGUACAACUGAUCGACUUCGUGUCGAAAUCAUGAGACUCGGUGAGAUUGAGAUAUUGGGGACUCGAGAUAUUCUGCUUCGUACUGUCGGCGAAUGUACCUCUCCCGCAGCACAGUCUAGUAGUAUGAGCCCUGAUGUGUGUCAGAGAGAUGAUCAUGGAUCAUCGAGUCGCUCUUCUGUCCGGAUUCGAGGUGAAGUAUGUGAUUAUUGGCGUGUACGCACUUUAUAG